This is a messenger RNA of Drosophila miranda, 1361 nucleotides long. RefSeq lists its product as uncharacterized. The record is from RefSeq and is a predicted model, not a curated record. The coding region runs from base 38 to 889 and encodes 283 amino acids. NCBI's taxonomy places the organism in Eukaryota, Metazoa, Arthropoda, Insecta, Diptera, Drosophilidae. Gene Ontology annotation, cellular component: membrane. The transcript has 4 exons.
UAUGUCAUUUCCUAUUUCAUUGCUGAUUUGAAUUGAAAUGGAAGCAACAAUACAAAUCAGAGAGAAAAUUCAAAGUUUCGGACUAUCAAAAAGACCGCUAACUGUGCCGGCUCCAGAUAUUUCGGAAGAGGAAGUCGCGUCAGCCAAGAGGAAAAUACGCAGAACUUGGAAGUUAUCAAUUUGUCAAUGGGUCAUGUACGGUCUCAUAAGCGCCUGUUUGGCCUUGAACAUAGCGGACAUGCUGAUCUAUAUGAAGACGAUCUCUAAGAUCAGUGGGUGCGGUCGGUGCAUAUUCCUGCAAUACCAGCUCAUACUGAUGGCAGUGGGGGCUCUGGUCAUAUUUCUGCUAUGCGUGAUCGCCGUCGUGGUGCUUAAGCAGAGUGCCAAUGGGCUGCGAAUUGUCGUAAUGUUGAUGUUCCUGGCAACAUGGCUGCAGAUGAUGAUGAUCAUCCUGCUGACUCAUGAGUACCCCCUUAUCCACGACAUCGAAGUCAUCUGGAAACGACACAUGAGUCUGGAGUACUACGAGAAUAAGUUCGAGUGCUGCGGCAUGAUGGGACCCGAUGACUACACCUACAACAAGGACUUGGUGCCCAGUAGCUGCUUUAAGCACCGCAGUAUGAUGUCCCAGGACUUGUACAAGUCUGGCUGUGCGACUAAGAAGAGUACGCCCUCUGACUUGGCCAUCACCGAGCUGGCAUCAAUCGCCUCUCAGGUGAGAGGAAAAUCAUACGCCAUACAUUUUGCGCCAUCAAAGUAUUCAAAGCCUCGUUUUCAGUACGUCCUGAUUGUGGCCAUCCUCCUCCACAGGAAGUACCUGGAGCGCAACCUGGUUGAAGCCCGCUCCCUGAGAGCACUGACAACUGCGCUUCUCCACCUACCGCCGUAAUAACAAAUUGCAUUUGCAUUCGGUUUUGGGAUUCGGUCUGGAAUUGGGACUGGCAUGCGGGACAAAUUGGAUUGGACUCUGCCUGGAUUUCUCAUAUUUCACCAGAUGCAAUCAAUAACGAUAAACACUCGAGUCUCCUCUUGAGUCUGCCGAAAGCGAUUCAAUGUCCCGAGUCCAGUGUCCGGCAUGCAUAUGGAUGAGCCAAUAAAGAAAUCAACAAAGCAUGUCGGGGCGAUUGAAAAAGUAUUGCAAAUGCCAAGGGAUAGCCAGGGAUUUGGACACGGACACGGACACGGACACGGAGAUCUCGACUCGAAUCGCAACAAUAUGCAAAUGCAGCUAAGCGGCAAAUAUUCAAGGACAAUCCAAAUCCACCCACACCAGCCCACAUCUCCCCCAUCACGAGUUUAUUCCUCUUUUAUGUCCGUACAUAAAUUUUAUUGUUGUCAACAUUAAAUUCUGGUCGUGGAAA